Adineta steineri is the source of this 1632-nucleotide messenger RNA. The record is from the annotation of a GenBank genome assembly. Lineage: Eukaryota; Metazoa; Rotifera; Eurotatoria; Adinetida; Adinetidae.
AUGAUAUCAAUAUUAAAUUUAUUUCAAAAAUUAAUCAUUAUAACAUCUCUUCUUAUAUUUUGUUUAUGUGAAAAUCAAAAUAAAAUAAUUGAUUAUGACAAUCAUCAUAAUACAGAUGAAAUGCUUGCUGCACUUAAUUAUGUACAUGCAACAUGUCCUGAUAUAACAUAUCUAUAUGAUUUACCAUUAAGAACUGAUGAGGAUCGUCCAUUACGUGUUAUUGUAUUUUCUGAUCAUCCAAAACAUCAUGAAAUACUUGAACCUGAAUUUAAAUAUGUUGCAAAUAUGCAUGGAAAUGAAGUUGUUGGUCGAGAGUUAUUAUUAAAAUUAGCUGAAUAUCUUUGUCAAGAAUAUAACAAUGGUAAUAAAGAAAUCAAAAAAUUAAUUGAAAAUACUCGUAUUCAUCUUCUUCCAUCAAUGAAUCCUGAUGGUUGGGAACAUGCUGUUCAAAAUACAUGGAAUAAUACAGUCCCUGGGAAAUAUGGAAAUGUUUCAACUAUGAUGAGAGAAUAUGGUGCAACUGAUUGGCUUGUUGGUCGAAGCAAUGCAAAUGAUGUUGAUUUGAAUCGAAAUUUUCCUAAUUUAGAUGAAUUUAUUUAUGAAUAUAAUCAUUUAGCUAAUCAUAAAAAUAAUCAUCUAGAUAUUGAAACAUUUCAAGCAUUGAUAUCUGGAAAAGAUUGUCAUAAUAAACCGUAUCAAGUUGAAACUAUAAUAGUAGCUUUUUGGAUUAUGCGAAAUCCAUUUGUUUUAUCUGCUAAUUUACAUAAUGGUGAUCUUGUUGCUAAUUAUCCUUAUGAUGAUUCAGAAUAUCAUACUCAAAUGUAUUCGAAAACACCAGAUGAUACAUUAUUUCGUCAACUGGCUGAAUCAUAUUCGUAUACACAUUUAAGUAUGCGAUCACAAAAAAAACCUUGUAGUACAGAUGUUUUUGAAAAUGGAAUUACCAAUGGUGCAGCAUGGUAUCCAGUAUGCGGUGGAAUGCAAGAUUUUAAUUAUUUAGCAAGUAAUUGUUAUGAACUAACACUUGAACUUGGUUGUAAAAAAUUUCCACCUGGAAAAGAAUUAACUUCACUUUGGAAUCAUAAUCAAGGAUCAUUGGUUAAUCUUAUUUGGCAGACUCAUCUAGGUAUUAAAGGGUUAAUUCAAAAUGAAGAUGGAAAAAUGAUUUUUAAUGCGACUAUUAAAGUUUAUCAAGCAGAGGGAGAUAAUUGGAAAUAUAUUGAUCAUGAUGUUACAUCAAAUAUUGGAGGUGAUUAUUAUCGUUUACUUGUUGAUGGUUCAUAUGCAGUUGAAGUUAGUUAUCCUGGUUUUAAAUCACAAACUCAACAUGUUGAUGUUAAUUAUAAAUCACAACAAACUGAUGCUCAACGACUUGAUUUCAUUCUUGAAUCUGUUUCAAGUAAACGAAGUAAUCUUCGAAAAAUACUCAGAAAUUUAUUCAACAAAGAUAAAGAAACAAUAAAUUGGAACAUGACAUUGAAGAGAAAAAUGGUGAUCAAUUAUUGUUAUCAUGGAAUUGUAUUUGAAGCAACAUUUAAACUUCAUGAUGAUUUAUAUGUUGUUCAAUUUAAACGUGGUGAUAAUGAAUUAUUGUUUCCACUUAAUAUUUAUACAACUGUUUUCGAUGAGUAA